AUGAAGCAAUGUUAUUAUGAGGUUUUGGGUGUGGAACAGGAUGCGUUGGAGGAGGAGAUUCGUAAGGCGUAUCGAAAGUUGGCAUUGAAACUUCACCCAGACAAAGCGCGUGAUGUGAACAGCGAGGAGGCUAAGGCGCGUUUCCAGUACUUGUUGGAAGCGUAUGAAAUUUUGUCUGACAAGCAUGAGCGUACUUGGUAUGAUGCGCAUCGUGCAGAGAUUCUGGGUAUGUCGAGUGAGACAGGAGGUUUGGGUGUGGUGAAUGUCUGGCCAUAUUUUAGUCGAGCGUGUUAUGAAGAAGAAGUUGCACCCGAUUCGCCGAAGAAUUUUUUUAAGGUUUACGGAGAUCUGUUUGAGAGCAUCCAUAAAGAAGAUGUGAAAUGCAUGGGCGUGAAUAAUGGGGGCGUGAAUAGUGGUGGUGGUGGUUUGGGUGUUUGUGGAAGUGGUUUGAGAGUGAAGACUACGGCAGGUCACUCUGAGUACAACCGACCGUGUUUUGGAAAUGCGGAUACCGAGUGGUCGGAUGUGUCAUCGUUCUAUCGAGAUUGGUCAAGCUUCGUUUCACAUUAUUCAUUUGGUCAUGUGGCUCAGUGGAAUUUGAAGGAUGCUCCUAAUCGUGACAUUCGGAAACGGAUGGAACAGGAAAAUAAGAAGGCUCAGUCCAAGGCUAAGAAGGAAUAUGUGGAGCUCAUCAGACACCUGGUGGAACAUGUCAGACGACGUGACCCGAGAGUUAUUCACCGGCAAGUGAUGCAGGCCCGCCUGGCGAAUCAAAUUGCCCUCGAGAAGGAGGAGAAGGAGAAAGAACGGGCCAAGCAACGAGAAUUGGAACGACAACAAGCACGAGAGGAAAUGGCCAGAUUGGAAGAACAACGAAGACAAGAUCGUCAACGAAUGAGGGCACUGGGACAACAUUUUGAGGAUGACGAAGAUGAGGACACCAAGCACAAAAGAUCUUUACAUAUGUGUUCUUGGUGCAACAAAUCGUUUAAGUCAGACAAUCAAUAUCAGACACACCUCAACAGUAAGAAGCAUCAACAGGUUGUCCAAGCUCAAGAACAAAAACAACAAAAAUUUACCGAAAAAAUCAAAGCCGGAAAAAGGAACAAAAGUAAUCCGGCGGAUAGGGAGCAAGCAGCUGAUAGUGACAGCGACAGUGACAGCGACAGUGGUAAGCAAAUUGAUUACGAGAGUGCUCAGUCCGGGAAUGAUAGCAACAACAGUAUGGAACAUGAUGAUAGUGGCGUAGGCAUUGCCAAGGAUGAUGACAUUGGCGGUGAUAGUGGGGGAGAAACGUCCGAUGAGGCCGAGGAAGAGCUGGAAGCAUUCUUAUUGAAGGGAAUCCGUUCUUCGCGAGUGGGGAGAAAGGUUAUGGACGAAGCGGAUAACCGGCUCGAAGGUCUCGACAUGACUGCCUUUGGCACAACUAAAACUGCUCCUGAGCCAGCUGCUAUUUCCGCUGCCAAAGAUAAAAAACGCCGACGACGGAAAGCUGAUGAACCAGAGGCUCCGCUGCCUCCUGGGCAUGAGAAAUGCAAAAUAUGCGGGGUAGUCUUUCCUUCGAGGUCAAAACUGAUGAAACACAUCAAGGAGAAAGGCCACGCCGCCCUCAAGACGAGAUAA
Messenger RNA from Gregarina niphandrodes, 1623 nucleotides. Its product is annotated as DnaJ domain protein. Lineage: Eukaryota; Apicomplexa; Conoidasida; Eugregarinorida; Gregarinidae. The transcript has a single exon. Bases 1 to 1623 code for a protein of 540 amino acids. The record is from RefSeq and is a predicted model, not a curated record. Gene Ontology annotation, cellular component: cytoplasm. Gene Ontology annotation, molecular function: nucleic acid binding; zinc ion binding.